Toxotes jaculatrix (banded archerfish) is the source of this 1065-nucleotide messenger RNA. RefSeq names its product H-2 class II histocompatibility antigen, A-Q alpha chain-like. The transcript has 4 exons. NCBI's taxonomy places the organism in Eukaryota, Metazoa, Chordata, Actinopteri, Toxotidae. Gene Ontology annotation, biological process: antigen processing and presentation of exogenous peptide antigen via MHC class II; immune response; positive regulation of T cell activation. Gene Ontology annotation, molecular function: MHC class II protein complex binding. The record is from RefSeq and is a predicted model, not a curated record. The coding region runs from base 92 to 817 and encodes 241 amino acids. Gene Ontology annotation, cellular component: membrane; MHC class II protein complex.
GAGCUCAGCUGCUGCUGGACUCAGUGUCAGUUUGUGUCAGUGUCUCACAGAUUCACAGACAUUCAGACGUCUCCGUGUCCCUCUGCUGCCGAUGAAGACCACCAUGAAGGUCCCGGAGCUGGUCCUCGUCCUCUGCUGUGUCCUCUGCGUCUCUGCUGACGGUCUGCAUGAAGACUUUUCUAUCAGUGGCUGUUCAGAGACUGAUGGAGAGGAGAUGUACGCACUGGAUGGUGAAGAGUGGUGGUACGCAGACUUCAUCAAGAAGGAAGGAGUCGAGCCUCUGCCCAGUUUUGUGGAUCAUGUGAGCUACAGGGAAGGAACUUAUGAACAAGCUGUGGCUGAUCAAGAGACCUGCAAAUAUAAUCUGAAGAUUUUCAGUGAUGCUACGAAGGACAUCCCACGGGAAAAUGAUCCUCCUUCACCUCCGAUGAUCUACACCAGAGACCAUGUGGAGCUGGGAGAGCAGAACACUCUGAUCUGUCAUGUGACUGGUUUCUACCCUGCUCCUGUCAACGUCACCUGGACCAAGAACCAAGAGAAGGUGACUGAAGGGACGAGCAUCAACGUCCCCUUUCCCAACACGGACGGGUCCUUCAGACAGACGUCCAGACUGGUCUUCAUCCCACAGCUGGGAGACAUCUACAGCUGCACAGUGGACCAUCCAGCUCUGAGCCAACCACUGACCAGAAUCUGGGAUGUGGACGUGCAGCAGCCCGGUGUUGGACCUGCAGUAUUUUGUGGACUGGGUCUGACGGUGGGUCUGCUGGGCGUGGCCGCCGGAACCUUCUUCCUCAUCAAAGGAAACGAGUGCAGCUGAUUGGCCGGGGCCGGCGACGUCGUCCACGUGUACAGAUUGUCCUAUCAGCUUUAACCCGCUUGGAUCCGCUCCGCCUCUCUGAGCGCCGCUCGCCGCCGCGGCUUCACGGUCUGACGACACCUGAGCUGCUUUAACGUGAUGAGAGAUCGACCUGUUUCUGAUUCCUGAUGUAAAUAAACCAGAUGUUCUGUCUGUGAUCAGCUGCAAUAACCUGCACCUCUGGAAAUAAAGUCACAUCAAACCCACGA